AUGUCUGCCGCCGACGAAUCGUUAUACAUGGUGUCGCAGACAUCACUGCUAGAGAAGGAUGAUGAGCUAGACUCGCUGCCCUCUCUCUCCACCGACGAGAUCUACUCGGACGAAGAGGAUGAUGCGCAGGUAGAGUGGGAGCGCAGCCUAGACCAGGUGCAGAUGCUGCUCACCAUGGUGUUGGUGCCGUGGAUGGGCAAGUUUUUUGGUCGCAAAUUUGCUUACUGGAGCUGGGCUAAAUACAUGAACUGGGCACACGACGUCGAGGUCAAGUUUACGGACAAAAAGGCAUUCAACGUGGUCGGUGCGGUGGAAGCUGCUCGAUCUUUAUAG
Cordyceps militaris CM01 is the source of this 333-nucleotide messenger RNA. RefSeq lists its product as uncharacterized. Bases 1 to 333 code for a protein of 110 amino acids. Gene Ontology annotation, cellular component: mitochondrial outer membrane. Lineage: Eukaryota; Fungi; Ascomycota; Sordariomycetes; Hypocreales; Cordycipitaceae. Gene Ontology annotation, biological process: protein insertion into mitochondrial outer membrane; mitochondrial outer membrane translocase complex assembly. The record is from RefSeq and is a predicted model, not a curated record. The transcript has 2 exons.